AUGGCCGUCUUACCUCCUACUGUCCGGUCACUGCAGCCACCGAAGGGAUCAGAUAUUGAUUUUGGAGCUCAAAUUGAAGGCGUGGACGUGGAGAACUUGACUGACGACCACUUUGCAAUUAUUCGAGAUGCUCUCUAUCGGCAUCAGGUCGUUGUAUUCAAGAACCAGCAUAAGCUAUCUCCCAAAGCACAAUACGAACUUACAAAGCGUUUCGACCCUGUAUCGAACAAUUACGGACAUGGCAAAACGAUCGACGCGAAGAGAAGCAUACUUCACCCCGAUUUGAAGACAGUUCCACACCAACCACAAGUACAGGUAAUUGGAAAUGGAUUUGUGCCAUCGUAUGAAGGACUGGAAAACAUCCAGUUGAGGCAUCCCCAUCACCGCACAUUUCAUAAAGAUCACAUCCCAGACGACAAAGACUACGAUUUCACUCGUUUCUACCGAUGGCACAUCGAUGCAGCCCUGUAUGGGCUGCACCCACCACAAGUAACGACAUUAUUGGCGGUUGCAGUUCCAAAAGGCCGUCGCCAGACAUUGUUAUACGACGAUGGAACAGGAGAAACAUUAGACGUGCCUCUCGGCACGACAGCUUUCGUCAGUGGCGAGAGAAUGUUUGAGAUUCUAUCUCCAGAGGACCAGAAAUUUGUGCUUUCAAGCAAGAUGGAAUACUCGCCACACCCAUACAUAUGGAUGAGUUCUGCUCAUUCCCGCUCAACGGGUCUAGGCUUGCACUCGGAAGGGCUCGAGCUACCUAACUCAGACCUGCCACCUAUUGAAGAGACAAAGAUUAUGGUUUAUCCGAUGGCCUGGAAGAAUCCAGUGACCGGAAAGUUUGCUCUUCAAAUUCACCCGUCGGCAGUUCGUCGGAUCCACUGUGCCGAUGGCACUAUCAUAGAUGACUUGGAACGUGUGCGUGAUAUUGUCUACAAACUACAAAGACCGGCCAUCAGUCCCCAGUAUGUAUACCCGCAUGACUGGGAGGAAGGAGACCUAGUACUGUUCAACAAUCGUGGCCUCAUUCACUCGGUUGUUGGCGCGUUCAAACCGGAUGAAGUACGAAUAUUUAGGCAGUGCAACUUGGCCGCGUCUGAGACCCCAGUUGGUCCAUAA
This is a messenger RNA of Penicillium angulare, 1113 nucleotides long. RefSeq names its product TauD/TfdA dioxygenase family protein. Gene Ontology annotation, molecular function: oxidoreductase activity. The record is from RefSeq and is a predicted model, not a curated record. Lineage: Eukaryota; Fungi; Ascomycota; Eurotiomycetes; Eurotiales; Aspergillaceae. Bases 1 to 1113 code for a protein of 370 amino acids. The transcript is spliced from 3 exons.